GCGGCCGCGGUCCUAGUCGCUCCUGCCGCCACCAUGACGGACCGCUCCACCUUCGACACCAAUGUCAUCACCAUGACCCGCUUCGUGAUGGAGGAAGGCAGGCGGGCCAAGGGCACCGGGGAGUUCACGCAGCUCCUCAACUCCCUCUGCACGGCCAUCAAAGCCAUCUCCACCGCCGUCCGUAAAGCGGGCAUUGCCAACCUCUAUGGAAUUGCUGGGUCUACCAAUGUGACCGGAGACCAAGUUAAAAAGCUGGAUAUUCUAUCCAAUGACCUGGUGAUUAACAUGCUGAAGUCAUCCUUCAGUACAUGUGUUAUCGUGUCUGAAGAAAACAAAGAUGCUGUGAUAGUGGAAACUGAAAAACAGGGUAAAUACAUAGUCUGCAUAGACCCUCUAGAUGGUUCAUCGAACAUCGACUGUCUUGUUUCUAUUGGGACCAUCUUUGCAAUUUAUAGAAAGGUGUCCCCCGAUGAACCUUCUGGGAAAGAUGCUUUACAGCCUGGGCGUAAUCUUGUGGCAGCUGGUUAUGCGCUCUAUGGAGGUGUCAACUGUUUCAUGCUGGAUCCGGCAAUUGGAGAAUUCAUUCUAGUGGAAAGAGAUGUGAAAAUCAAAAAGAAGGGAAAUAUCUACAGUCUCAAUGAAGGCUAUGCUAAAUAUUUUGAUCCUGCUGUCACAGAGUACCUCAAAAAGAAGAAAUUCCCUGAGGAUGGCAGUUCACCGUACGGUGGGAGGUACAUAGGAUCUAUGGUGGCCGAUGUGCAUCGCACACUGGUGUAUGGAGGAAUCUUUCUGUAUCCUGCUAACUCCAAAAGUCCCAAAGGAAAGCUGAGACUGCUCUACGAAUGCAAUCCUAUGGCCUUUGUUAUUGAGAAGGCUGGGGGAAUAGCAACAACUGGUCAGCAAGCAGUACUAGAUAUAGUGCCUGAGGAUAUCCACCAAAGAGUGCCUGUUGUCUUGGGGUCUCCUGAUGAUGUGAAGGAGUACCUUGAGAUAGUCAAGAAGCAUUCAACUAAGUAAAGAAAGCUUGUUGGAUUCACUGUGCACAGGGGAUAAAAUGUCUUACAGCCGAACCAAAGAAUGCGCUGCAGUACUGUGAGAUUGAGCUGUCUGACUUCUGUAGCAAAAGAGCAAAUGAGCCAUAUUUUCAUAAGAUUUUUUUAAAGCUAAAUCUUGUGCAAUUGCAUUGUGCAAUUGAAAGGCAUUAAAUGAAAGGCAUUAAAAGAUUGCAUUAAAUGAAGCAUUAAAAAUUAAAGCAAUGGAAAAAUA
Molecule: messenger RNA, 1266 nt
Organism: Cyanistes caeruleus (blue tit)
Lineage: Eukaryota; Metazoa; Chordata; Aves; Passeriformes; Paridae
Gene: FBP1
Product: fructose-bisphosphatase 1
Biological process (GO): fructose metabolic process; gluconeogenesis; fructose 6-phosphate metabolic process
Cellular component (GO): cytoplasm; cytosol
Molecular function (GO): fructose 1,6-bisphosphate 1-phosphatase activity
Source: RefSeq, a predicted model, not a curated record